AUUUUAGUUCUGCUUUGUUCGUUACAGUGUUUACACGUGCGUGUGGUGUGUGUUCUUUGUUUCUACAGUAGAAUUAUUAUUACCUAUAGUGAGUAGUGAUUAGCGAUGGCAUAAGUACCUCUAAUAACCAUUUUAUUUUUGACUUUUGUACAUAUGAUUAUAAUAAUCACGCAUACUCGUUUUUAACGUACUAUUUUUUUUUCUAUCUGUAAAAGUUAGGUUUAUAUACUUCAACUUGAAUUUAAUUUAUUCAUAACUAUAAAACAUCAAAUUAUCUCAUUUCGUUUUAUAGUUAAAAUAUUAAUUGUAUAAAUGUUUAUCGUAAAUAUCCAUUUACGAUAAACAUCUAUUACUAAUGGUAUUUUAUGAGGAAGAAAGUAAAGGUCACAAAAAAAAGAAAAGAAAAGAAUGUGAAUGUUAGCUUAACGUUGAGCAGAAUAUUAAUAUAUAUAAAAUAAAUCAUGUUACGACCAACGAUUAUAACAAUAUUGUUUGUAUGUGGAUGGUCCACAAUAAUUUUGCCAGCCGAUUCGGCACGUAUUUUAGCAGUUGAGCUGACAGGUGGAAGAAGCCAUUGGAAUUUCAUGAGUUCGGUAUUGCGGUCUUUAAUAGAAAAAGGCCACAAUUUGACCAUUUUUUCUCCAUUUACCGAUAUUGAUUUUUGUGGUGUGAACUGUUCUUUGAUAGAUACAUCUAAAGACUAUCCAACUAUAAGUUCGAUAAGCUUUGUAAAUGUCUUAACAACAUAUAGUUCGAUCACACAGCUUAUAUCUCAAGGCGUUAGUUUUACACGAAGUCGUUGUGACGCUAUGUAUAAUAACAAUGACAUAAAUAAGAUUUUAACGGUAAAAAAUAAUUCUGGUUACGAGAUUUUAAUUAUUGAACCGAUGGCCGGCGAGUGUGCUUCACACAUAGCAGGCAUUCUUCAAAUUCCUGUGGUGUACCUUAUCCCUUCGCCAAUGUUAACAUUCAUAGAACCAUUAAUUUUUGGUCAUAUACCAAACCCUGCAUUUGUAUCCCAUAUAUUAAGUAACCAUGCAUUUCUCAAAACAUUUGGUCAGAGAUGUAUCAACGCAGCGCUAUUGGCAUACAGUUUGAUCGCAAGAGAAUACCACGAAUGGAUAAUUAAAAAAACUCAGCCACAGUCUUAUGAUUCGGCCGAGUCUAUCAAACCUUCGCUUGUUUUUGUCAACUCCCAUCACAUUACUGAACAAUCGAGGCAAAUCCCACAAAAUUUGAUACCGAUUGGCGGUAUACAUCUCAGCCAACCAAAAACUAUAUCAAAAAUACUCCGCAAAACUAGAAGCACGGUGGUAUAUUGCUACUAUAAUUUUCUAUUUAAAUAACGUUCACUGAAAAUAUUUGAG
Molecule: messenger RNA, 1367 nt
Organism: Rhopalosiphum padi (bird cherry-oat aphid)
Lineage: Eukaryota; Metazoa; Arthropoda; Insecta; Hemiptera; Aphididae
Product: UDP-glucosyltransferase 2-like
Exons: 3
Coding region: 462-1346 (294 amino acids)
Molecular function (GO): UDP-glycosyltransferase activity
Source: RefSeq, a predicted model, not a curated record